ACACAAUUGCGUACUCGAGCAAGACGUUGCGUUUGUAUUUUUGUCAGCUGUGGCUGUUAUCAGCCAUCUGAUUCGGUUUAUCGUCAACCGUUGCCAACACAAUACCGGCAACCGAUUUAUCGACAACAAUCGAAUGCAUCACCGUGCAUGACAAAUUGCAUCCAAAGUUGUAUGCAAAAUCAACGAAGUGCUUGCCAACAAUCAUGCCAGAAUUCAUGUGGUAUACAAUCAGCUUAUCAACAUUCAAGAGGACCGACAUCUUAUCAGUAUGAGCCAUUGCUUCAUGAAGUAGCCAACGGGCAACAAAGCGCAGGUGGAACAUGUAUAAAUAUUUGCAUGCCAGGCUGUGAAUCACAAUGCAUUGAAAGAACCACUCCGAUACCUGUGGUACCGCAACACAAUAGUCCUAUACCUGUGAUACAAAGUCAGACUCCUUCCUACUACGCAUCACAGCAAUAUGAACCUGCGAUACAGCAAUCUUCCAAUAAUGACAACAUACUUUGCAUUCAUCUAUGCAUGCCAUCCUGUGAAAGUCAAUGCAUUCAACGAACCACUUCCGCAAUUCCGCCCUAUGCGGAACGAACGGAACAACCAAAUGCUAUUUAUUACUCGAAACAAACCUCGUAUUCACCAUCAUCUCAUCAAAAUUUCAUUCAAACUAAUCAGAAAUCAAUUAUUGUUCGACCACAGUAUUAUAGUGGUACAGCAACCAUUUGCAUACCUAUUUGUAUGCCAUCAUGUGAGAAACAUUGUACCGAAAAUCAGGGUGAAAGCGGUGCAGGUGAAGAAUACACAAAUGGUGGUGGUGGUGGUGGUGGUGGUGGUGGUGGUAGUGGUGGCACCGAGGAACCAGUUGAUCCUGCCCAAACUGAUUUGCUACCUCAUGAAAUUUCAAUUAACUUACCACAAUCGAUUCAGCAAUCACCGGAUUGCAUGAAUUUAUGCCACGAAACAUGCUUGCAACAAUGUAUUGGACAAAACCAACCAGAAGAUCAAUGUCGGCCAUCCUGUUUCUAUACAUGUCAGGAAAGUUGUGCUCAAUCUCCGGCUAAUACCGCUACUGCCAGUUCCGUUCAGCAACCACAAGUGGAAUCAGAAGUUCAUGAAACAAUGACACAAACUUCUUCCGAUAACUCUAUGAAUCCCCCACUUUUUAAAACUUUUCUUCUUCGAUCACCACCAUAUUAUCGUCAAACUAAACCUCAGGUUAUCAACUGUCUGCCUGACUCAGCAAGAAUCGGUCAUUGCAAAUGUCCAUUUGGUUAUGUUACAUGCUUAUCAACAAAAUCUGGUGUUAACAAACAGCAAUGUUGCAAGAAAUGGCGAUAA
This is a messenger RNA of Acanthocheilonema viteae, 1329 nucleotides long. NCBI's taxonomy places the organism in Eukaryota, Metazoa, Nematoda, Chromadorea, Rhabditida, Onchocercidae. The record is from the annotation of a GenBank genome assembly.